Messenger RNA from Acanthamoeba castellanii str. Neff, 852 nucleotides. RefSeq lists its product as uncharacterized. The transcript is spliced from 6 exons. The record is from RefSeq and is a predicted model, not a curated record. The coding region runs from base 1 to 852 and encodes 283 amino acids. NCBI's taxonomy places the organism in Eukaryota, Discosea, Longamoebia, Acanthamoebidae.
AUGCAGAAGAAACGUUCAGACUCUUCCCUUUCCGAACCACUUCUCCCUCUUCAACAACACAACGACGACUACAACGUUGGAGACGACAGCUCGCACUACCGACGGUCAUCAUCAUCAUCUGCGGUCGGCAGGCACCACAAAUCAGGAAUGGGAUUCACAUGGAAACACAUCCUCUACUUGAUCGUCAUGAUGACGAUCGGUGCCGCGCUGCUCGAUGCCAUAAUCAACGGCGGCCUCGCAGCCCUCAUGUAUCAUGACCAAGGAAACAUCAGGGUGUGGGAAUGGCCAAACACAUUAGGCGGCGACAUCAUCAUCACAACGCUCCUCACGGGCAUCCUCACGUGGAUCAUUGCCUCCAACCUCGUCAUGCGGGAUCUCCGUGUCGGUGUGCCGCUGCUGGGAAAGAUGGGCUCGCUCAACCUCUACUCGCCCGAGUUCCGCCAGGGCAAGUUCUACAACUACUUCCUGCGCAUGGAGGACCUCAUCCGACUGCCCGGCAAGGGCAACUGGAAGAAGCACUUCGUCAAGUUCAUUCUUCUGGUCCUCAGGGGCAUCCCGUUCACCCUCAUCUGGUUUGUCGUCUUUGCUCCGGCCACGUUGGCCGUGAUGAUGGCCCUCGAGUACGGUGCCGGCAUCAACCUGUGGUGGCCCUCGGCCGUCGUCUUCAAGGCCAUCUGGGGCGGUGGAAUGGGUCUCUUCGUCACGCCCGCCGUAGGUGUGCUGGCGAUGGCCAGUUUCGAGGACAACGAAGCCAAGUCGGUCAACUCCGACGCCGCUGACGCCGACUCCGAGAGCGGCCUCAAGUCGGAGACCAACUCCACCUACGGCACCGGCGAGGAAGAGGAGGCCUAA